CCAAUAAAAAAAAAAAAGUCAAGUCUCUUUCUCUCCAUAGUUCUUAUAAUUGAGCAAUAAGCCAAGAAACAAAAGUCACUUCCUAACAUAAAGUGUCCAAAUGACUCAACUGGAUCGUUCUAGGGUUUCCACGACCAAACUGAUCCUCUCCGUGGUCGUCGACGGUGACUAUUACGGCGGAUCAUCGGCCGCCAUUCCCUUUAACUGGGAGUCUCAGCCCGGAACCCCUAGACGAUUCUUUAAACGAUCCUCCUUGUCAGGUUUCGAUUCUGAUUCUGAUUUCAAUUCUCCGGUUUCAGGUCCACUCACACCUCCUCCUUCUUACUUCUACACUUCUCCUUCCUCAACAAAAACACCCGUAAACCCUAAAAAAACCAACACUCUCUUUGGUUCCUUGCUUCCCAAGAAUCGUAGCUCCCCAUCGUCUCCGGCUUCUUCUUUUACUUCGUCUUCAUCAACAAGGUCACACUCGUCUUCGGUUACGUCUUCUCCAUUGAGGACUUCUGAUUCGUGCAGCAGAAGGAACAGAAGGAGAUCAAUGUUGUUCGACUCUGCUGCGAGUUUAGACUACGGAUCCAAUCAUUAUACUAAUGCUAAAUCUUCAGGAUGUUACGCUUCCAUUGUCAAGAUGUUACUCAGAGAUGUUAAAUGAUUCUGCUUCUUCUUUUUGGAAUCUCUCUCCUAAUUUGUUAUUAAUUUUUCACUUUUUUGUAAUCUCAGAAAUAAUUUCUGAACUAUGUUUCAUCUCAAUGAAUCA
Messenger RNA from Camelina sativa (false flax), 757 nucleotides. RefSeq lists its product as uncharacterized. The record is from RefSeq and is a predicted model, not a curated record. Lineage: Eukaryota; Viridiplantae; Streptophyta; Magnoliopsida; Brassicales; Brassicaceae.